UCCACCCCGGCUGCUCCCCGUGCGCCGGGGCCGGCCCUGCCGCUCCCCCCGCUCCGGGAUUUGCUCCCUAAUUGACCUAAAUAAGCAGCUCGUGAGUGGCAGCCCCGGGGCGGCGCACUCACACGCACACGCGGGCACACAUACACACACACGCACACCCAAACGCACCCGCACGGACAGAGCCCGGCCCCGGCCCCGCCGAGCUCCGCGCCAGCCAUCGCGCUGCGAGCCCCCGCAGCAUUUGCCUCCGCGCUCCUCCAAUAGCAGGAUUCCCCCCCUCGCCGUGCACGGCGUUUAACUCGCAUGACAUUUUUAUUUCGUUAUUAUCGUUUUCGCGCAGAAUCUGGCGCCUCCGAUGGGUUGUCGGCUUGCUUUUUCCUUUUUUUUUUUUUUUUUUUUUUUUCUCCUUCCCCGUUCCCUUCCCCUCCUCCCCCUCCCCCCUCCCCUCCUAGCUCGCAGGAAAUGAUGGCAAACCGCGAUCUGAAAUGAUUACUCCGGAAAAAAAACCUUUUAUACCAGGAGAGCAUCCACGGGGCUAAGCAGAGGCAGGAGGAGGCGGCGGGGCAGAGGGGAGUCGAAGAGACAGCCUCCCGCGGAGCCGGGAACACCUCCCCCCCCCCCCCCCCGUCCCCUUCCCCGUCCCUCCCUCAGCUCCUCUCCGACGAUGCCGGACGAAGCGACGGAAAACUCCGGCUCCACCUCCGCCCGCGUCUCGUCCUUCUUCAUCGAGGACCUGCUGGGCACCGAGGGCGCUGCGGGCGGCGGGGCGAGGAGAGCGGCUGCGGGCGGAGGCGGCCGCGGGGCUUCGCGCUCCCCGCUGCGCCUCGGAGCCUCGGGCUGCCCGCUCCGCGACGCCGCCGUCGGCUGGUACCGCCGGGCGCACGCCGCCUUCCUGGGCUGCGCCAGCCCCGACACCAGCGACCGGGACUCGCCCGAGCUGCCCGAGGAGACGGUGGAGCGGGCGGGCGGCGGCGGCGGGCGGGCGGCGGCGGUGCGGGGCCCCUCGGGAGGGCGACCGGGGCCCGGAGGCCGUGAGGAAGAGGAAGAGAGAGGCGAGGAGCCGGGCGAGCCUGAGCAGCGAGCGGCCGGCCGCAAGAAGAAGACGCGCACGGUGUUCAGCCGCAGCCAGGUCUUCCAGCUGGAGUCCACCUUCGACGUGAAGCGCUACCUGAGCAGCUCGGAGAGGGCCGGGCUGGCGGCCUCGCUGCACCUCACCGAGACCCAGGUGAAGAUCUGGUUCCAGAACCGGCGCAACAAGUGGAAGAGGCAGCUGGCCGCCGACCUGGAGGCGGCCAACCUCUCCCACGCCGCCCAAAGGAUAGUGCGGGUCCCCAUUUUGUACCACGAGAACUCGCCGGCCAGCGCCUUGGGCUUUACCCUGCCCCACAUGUCGCCCCCCUUGGUGGGCUUCUCCAGCGGCGUCAGCUACCCCCUGGGCACCUUCCCCGCCGCCUCCCUCCCCUUCCUACGGUCGCAGAUGACAGGACUCGUUUGAGCGCCCACCUGUGCCAGGACCGAGGCCCCCUCGCCCCCACCCCCGGCUUCCAGCUUCCCCCCUUCCCCCCCUCCCCCCGUAUCAUCCCCACACUUUUUUCUUUCCACUUCCACGUUUCUCUAUUUACCGCUUUGGGACAUUUUUUUUAAACGUGCAAUAAACUCACCGCUGGGGUUAACUCGGAACGACGAGCGGCCGCCGGACACAACCGAGGGGACCCCGGGGACCCCCGGCCAUGAGCCGGGAGCCACUCGCUCCACAAGCAUCCAAAGAAAACGCGGCCUCGGCCCCGGGGGGACACAGACCGGCGUUUUCUGGGGGGCACCCGCCCCUUUAUUCCCCCCCCCCCCCCCCCCCCGAGCGUCAGACGAAUGUACGGAACCACCGUGGCCGGGGGCUCUUCCCGGCACCACUGCCCCCACCCCAAAAGACGGCGAAGCCGCGGCCACGGGACCCUCAGCAGCUUCUCCAGGGCCCUUUGUUUUAGCCACUUAAUUCCUACAGAUUCCCCCCCCCACCCCCUCCAUUUUUACUCUAAUUUUCAUACGAUCAAUACCCAAGCAUGUGCUGAUGCCCCCCCGGUCCUUCUCGGUGCAGGCUUUUUGAUUUCCAACAACUUGAAGGCAAAUUGCUCGAGUGAAUUCGCCCCGCUGAAGUCAGAGCUGUGAGGAUUUGGUUUCUUUGUUUCCCUUCUAUUUCCCAGAUAAACUAUCCGCUAAAGAUACGCGGUGGAAAAAAUAAUAAUAUUAAUUGAACAUUACUGUGUUUUAUUAGGUGGAUUUGCCUCUUGUUUGGGUCUCCUGAGGAGGUUGAGGAAAACGCACCUCAGCUUUUUCCAUCUCUUACGGGGUCGGUUUGUAAUCGAUUAACAGUUCGCACUGGCAGUUUAAAAAAGAAAGAAAGAAA
This is a messenger RNA of Oxyura jamaicensis (ruddy duck), 2401 nucleotides long. It is a transcript of the gene HMX1, whose product is annotated as H6 family homeobox 1. NCBI's taxonomy places the organism in Eukaryota, Metazoa, Chordata, Aves, Anseriformes, Anatidae. The record is from RefSeq and is a predicted model, not a curated record. The transcript has 2 exons. Gene Ontology annotation, cellular component: nucleus. The coding region runs from base 665 to 1495 and encodes 276 amino acids. Gene Ontology annotation, molecular function: RNA polymerase II transcription regulatory region sequence-specific DNA binding; DNA-binding transcription factor activity, RNA polymerase II-specific. Gene Ontology annotation, biological process: regulation of transcription by RNA polymerase II; negative regulation of DNA-templated transcription.